AUGGAUGUCCCAAGACCAAUUGCCCACGAAGGUUGGUACACCGAGUUUGAAGGGCACACCAUCCGCGUAAUUGUCGAAAGAUCGGUGCUGGACGACCGCGGGUUCCAAGCCACUCAGGUCGCCAACAACAACAUCUACGACAGACUCACUCCCAUCUCAUGCUUUGAAAUCCCCACCAACCUCGCCGCGGGCGACAGUCCACAAGAGUUCGCCCGCCGCUUCCUCCAGCUCGAGUGGCGGAGGCAGCGGCAGAACCAUUCCUUGACCCCGGAUUUGAUCUUCGCUGGGGCGGCGACGUGCAUGGCGCACCCCCCGCGGAUGCUGCUCUUCCACGAGGCGUGUCCCGGUCAUCCGGGGAAGCCGGUGAUUUGGAGCGCACCAAGUGGACAGAUCGAGUUCCCUCUUGAGGCUGGGAUGAGGGUAUGGGAAGACCGGAAAUGGAGAUUCCAGAUUUUGCUUCGUAAAACCUAUGGAUUGAGAUUUAGUAUCAAGGCUUGGCUGAUGAUCCGUGACACUAUGUAUGCUCCCGGAUACAUUAUGCUAACGGGACUCCAGAGUCAACCCUAA
This is a messenger RNA of Aspergillus saccharolyticus JOP 1030-1, 567 nucleotides long. RefSeq lists its product as uncharacterized. The record is from RefSeq and is a predicted model, not a curated record. Lineage: Eukaryota; Fungi; Ascomycota; Eurotiomycetes; Eurotiales; Aspergillaceae. The transcript is spliced from 3 exons. Bases 1 to 567 code for a protein of 188 amino acids.